Molecule: messenger RNA, 932 nt
Organism: Vigna radiata var. radiata (mung bean)
Lineage: Eukaryota; Viridiplantae; Streptophyta; Magnoliopsida; Fabales; Fabaceae
Product: transcription factor MYB106-like
Exons: 3
Coding region: 9-863 (284 amino acids)
Source: RefSeq, a predicted model, not a curated record
AUUUAAAAAUGGGAAGGGUGGCAUGCUGUGAGAAGGUAGGGUUGAAGAAAGGACCAUGGACUCCAGACGAAGACAAGAAGCUCCUCGACUAUGUUCGGAACUAUGGCCAUGGAAACUGGCGUUCAGUGCCUGCCAAAGCGGGUCUUCAAAGAUGUGGAAAGAGUUGCAGAUUGAGAUGGAUUAACUAUCUCAAACCUGACAUAAAACGAGGAAACUUCAGCGCGGAGGAAGAUCACACCAUUAUUCAACUUCAUGCCCUUCUUGGAAACAAAUGGUCAAUCAUAGCAGCUCAUCUGCCCCAAAGAACAGACAAUGAGAUCAAGAACUAUUGGAAUACCAACAUUAAGAAAAGACUCAUCAGAAUGGGCUUAGAUCCCAUUACCCACAAAAAAAUAGAAAAUAACACGUUUGAACCCUUUGGUGGUUGCCAUGAAUACCCCAAGGACAACAUCAAUAUCUGCCAUGUGGCUCAAUGGGAAGGUGCUCGACUUGAAGCUGAAGCCAGAGGAUCUAAGUUGCAAGUUGGAUCCGGAUCUUCGCAACUCUCUGGGCUAAUUUUAAGCAAAAUUCCAACUCAACCUUGUCUUUCAUCACAUUCAGUGUCAACCAAAAACAACACAGCGUAUAACAUGUAUGCCCUCGUGCUUGCCACAAAUCAUGAUUUUCGGUCAUCUGUAUCCACUUUGACCAUUCCUACACUUCCUGCAGUUUCUAAUAUUCCACAAAUCACCAACACAGAAAAGGUAAUGAAAGGUUAUGUAUCAAACUUACAAGAUGAUGACAUUAUGGUGGCUUUGGAAGCAUUUAGGACAGCAAGAUCCGAGAGUAUCGAAGACCUGUUUGAUGAACCCACUUCCAUUUAGAAGGUCUAAUAUGACGAUUUGUUUUAAAAUAUCUGUCAUUCGUAUGUUCUUCUGUUUGGAAUAGCUUUC